AAAAAAAGCAUGAUUGAUUCUAGAAUCACUAAAUUUUUCGGAAAACAGUGGCGCGUUAACAUCUGUGAAGCUAUGCUUUCCGACUAUCAGGAUGUCAUGAGUAGUAAUAAUAAUACCUUAUUGGCGAUGAGUCUUAGAAACCCAAUUGCUUGAAAUCGCGCUGGUACAAUUUUACUUAGGGAUGUAGUUCAAUAGUCAAUCUGAUAAGCCGUGGAAGUGAUAACCCUGCGGGGUUGGCAGACGCGAUAAUUCGACUCAUUGUACAUUCCUGACCAAUACGGCAUAAAACUUGUUGCGUAUUUUAUUGCUACUCACGGGAUAACGGGCAGAACCAACAACAGGAUCAGCCCACGAUUUAACCAGGUUGUUCUCUUGUAACUAAUUUACAAAAAAACAAGUUGUCUAUUUGGACAUUAGACGAAGUUGAUAGUCAACCAUGCAAAUUAAAAAGCGAACUUCACGGAAGUAAUGUAUAAAUAUAUAAUAUUUUGAUAAUGCGUAUUUUAUUUGUACCACUUUCUAUCUCGGCUCUACUUAUGAUAAGUGUAUGAUUCACUAGUUCUAUUAAAAAUAUGUAUUGCUUGAAAUAUACAAAGGAAGAGUAGAGUUUUGUGGGGAUUAUACGAAUAUAUGAUGCAUCGUAAUUACACAAUUGUAUACGAACAAAGUUAUAAUAUACAACGCUACAAAUUGUGCGCGUGUACAAAAAUAUGAAAGUAUGUGCUGUAUAUCAACAAAAGUUGGAACAAAUAUAUAUAAACAUACACACAUAUAUAAAUUGGGUAUUCUACGCUAUAAUCACACUUUUCGCGACACAUUCUUCAGUGUCGAUUGAGAUUGCCUGCAAAUACGGUGUUAAUAAAGUAAUUAAUCAGCGACAAAAUGGGUUUGACAAAAUGCUGUAUUUUAAUUUUGUGCUUUGCGGGGAUCUUACCCCAGUCUAUUAAUAUUUCCAAUCGCAGUGAGAAUGAGACUCAACCCUUCAUAGAGAUCGGUAGUAAAUAUUACUUAAUAAAUACUGCUACUACGAUGAAUUGGUUCGGUGCGGUGCUUUUUUGUCGCAACUAUGAUAGUGAUUUAGCCGUAAUUGAAUCGCUAGCUGAGAUGAAUGCAUUGAGUUUUUAUUUAACCACGAAUGAAGGUCAUAUUGGUAAAAAUUUUUGGCUGGGUCUGACCGAUUUGGCCGAUGAGGGUAAAUUUAUGUCACUAAAAGACGGACGUCCAAUGCUCUAUGCUAAAUGGGCAGGCGGUCAACCAGACAAUGCUGGUCAAAAUGAGGAUUGUGUACAUCUUUGGGCUUUUGAAAAUAUAUUCUAUAUGAAUGAUAACAAUUGCAUUGCUCAGCAUUAUGCCAUCUGUGAGUUGCGGCAGCCGAAGAAGACUUGUGACGUGUGUGAUUUGAAAAAUUUUAUGGAAAGAUUCAUGCAACAUACAAAUAUUCCAAAUUGUCGAAAUUAGUCAGGUGGAAGUGCCAGUUUUAUUAAUAAAAUCGUUGUUUCAUAACAAUACCUUCUUUUAAA
Messenger RNA from Bactrocera tryoni, 1520 nucleotides. RefSeq names its product C-type lectin 37Db-like. Lineage: Eukaryota; Metazoa; Arthropoda; Insecta; Diptera; Tephritidae. Bases 883 to 1458 code for a protein of 191 amino acids. The transcript is spliced from 4 exons. The record is from RefSeq and is a predicted model, not a curated record.